AUGCAAAGUGAUAUAAUUGUAAGCACAGAUUUACCUGAGUACAAUAAAAGUAGGAUGAACGGCCUGAUGAAUAUAAGUUCUUAUAGUAGUAGUGGCACCCCUGCGUGCAGGGAACAACCAAAUGAAGGAAACACAAAGGAAGGAAGCACAAAUGAUAUGUAUGAAAAGGGGAAUGUAAUUAAUUAUGACCAUGCAAAUAAUGCCCCUUUUACAAAUGAUAUUGAAAGUAGCAACGAUUGUAAUAUUUCUCCUGGCGAGUUAAAAAUUCCAGCAACCCCCCCCUUACCCAUUAAUGAAAAAAAUGUUAGUAGGUCCACCGACACAGCACAAGUAUCAUGCACGUCUGUAGUGAGUAAAACGUGUGACCAGGUUCAGAGGAGUAAUUACUCAAAUGGUAAUUGUGAAAUUUUUGUGCAAAAGGAGGAAGACAGGAAGGGAGCAAAUGACGUCCGCGUGACUGAUGAGAAAUUUAGGCGUAAUGUUGAUGAUGUGGGAAGCGUUGAAAAAAACAGUACAUUUGACCAUUUCGAGGUGAUUGCUGCUAGCGAGAUGAAAUCAGUUUGUAUAGGAGACGUGCGCACCGAUGUGAGUGGACCUCGCGCGGAUUCUCCCAGUGAUGUGAAGGAAAAUGGACUCGCCAAAAAGGCAUCCGAGGGUGAAGAGGCCAUGGACUCAGGAACAAAGGGCCCCACUGUAAACGCGUCUAUCGAUGCAACAAGUGACUCCAAGAGUAACGACGCGCCAGUGCGUUAUAACCAAAGUGGCGCGGGCGACCAGAAGGACUCUAACGCUGUUUAUGCCUCCCUGCGCGUAAAGAGCGUGGAGGACACCAGCAACAAUCCUUGCGCGGAUGUGUCAAUGUUGAAUUCGAUCACCGAAAGGAAUGUGAAAAUGGAUAACGUGUCUGUAUGUGCCAACGUGAUAGAGGGAGGUACCCCCAAGGAUGCUGGUCGCAAUAGUUACAGCGAUGAAGCGGCAGUGUGCAAAGGUGUCACGCGGGAAGAGCGCAGUAACAUGCACAGCGCCAGUGCAGGUGGGAGCGGCAACACCAGCGGUAGUGGAAGGAACGAUAGCAGUAACAGUGGUGAAAACGCCAACAGUGGCAGUAAUGGCGGAGGAAGUAGCAAUAAUGGGGGAGGCAGUAGUAAUGGUGGAGGAAGUAGCAAUAAUGGGGGAGGCAGUAGUAAUGGUGGAGGAAGCAGUAAUGGCGGUGGAAGCGGAAACGCGCGAGGCAGCAACAGCGGAGAGGAUGGAGAAAAUGGCGGGGAUAAGCACAGGAAGAACGACCACCAUGAUGCGGGAAGCGGUGAAGGUAGCGGUGCGCUGGAGAACCCCAAGGAGGGUAAGAACGGGGAGGACUUGAAGAAAAAUGGAAACAGUGAUGAUCAUAAUAACGAUAAAAAGAAGAAGGAAGAAAAUAGUAAUAGCAAAAAUGUAGAUGUAGUAGAUGCCGCUAACCAAAAUAACAACACUAGUGAAAAUGGAAAGACAAAAAAAAAAAACAGUAACAACAUUGAAGGGAAGAGUGGUAAUGGCAAAACAAAUUCAAUAUCCUCGUCCAAGUCGAACAAUAAUAACAAUGUCGUCUCCACGCCAGUGAGUUCACUCAACGCAGAUGCACCUGAGUUUGUGCCAUCGACAAAAGGAAUGCAAGGAAAUUUAUCCUUCAACAAUUUAAUGUGGAAUCAUUAUUAUCAACAAGAUAUGUCUAAUGGGGCAUUUGGAGGAGUAGCAGGAAAUGGACUGAUUAAUAAUUUGGGUGCACAAGGAAGCAAUAGCAUGAUGAGUCCUAACCCUUUGUUAAAUCCUCUAGGUGGCAUGGGUCAUGGUCCAGGAGAUCUGUUAACCCUAGCAAAUUCUAGUCAUAUUUCAGCAUCAAAUGGUGGUAUGAAUUUAAAUAUGCCAAACAGUGCAGGUGUAAUGUUACCCCAAGUAAAUAAUAUGAAUAACAUGGAUGCCCGAAAUGGGGACAAGGCAAAUCUUCCUCCUAGUAGUGGCGUAUCCUCAACCACUGCUGCAAAUAUGAAUAAUAACGCAGGUAAUAAAUCUGUGAGCAGUUCUAAGAUAGGGAAUAAUAAUAAUAAUAAUGCCAAUUCGAGUGGCCAUGAAAAUAAUGUGACGACAACUUCAUCCAAUAUGAUGCAUGGUUCAGCAACAAGUGGUGUAGGAGGAAAAGCAGGUGCGAAUAGUAGUGGAACGGAUUCUAAUUUUUUAAAUCAAAAUGGGAUGCUACCAGGAAUGAAGAAUAUGAGAGCAAAUAAUUUUAUGAACGGUUCAGAAAAUGCCGGUCCUUCACCACCAUUUCACACGAUAGAUCCACAUAACGCUGGACACCACCAAGCUUUUCAGCCAAAUGGAUCCAUGAUGCAUCCACACAAUUUUUACGUCAAUCAUCCCUACCUAAUGAAUAAUCGUCCUCAUGUACACCCACAUCAUCCUCAUCACCCUCACCCAAAUGCUUUACCUGGACCACCCCAAUCAUUAUUUACUCCAAUGUCGUAUGCAAAUUCCAUGGGCUCAGGGAAUGUCCCUCAUGAUUUUCCCUUCCCACAACCUCCCCCUUCUGUUUAUGGCUCCUUUGGCAACAAUACUAACCUGAUUGGAAAUAACACAACUGCCUUGUCAUCCUCGAAGAACGGAACUAUGAACCUUAACCCGUAUAGUUUUAUGCCAUGUGGAUUACCUUCGCAUCCUCCCCCUCCCCAGUUACAGCAUAAUGGCCCCCUAAAUUUGACUACCCCUAUGGACACACAUUUCAUUUCGGGCAAUUCAGGCAACGCAGCUCCGCCCUUAAAAAUGUCGUAUAAUCAUGUAGCUCAACCGAACAGGCGAAAUAUGUUCAACCAUUUCAACAUGCCCAACAUGCACGCCGGGGGAAGUAACCUUAAUGAUAAUAACAGCUUCGACCAUAGCGUUAGUAAUAAUACAAGUAACAACAUGAGUAAUGUUAUUGGAGGUGCAGCAGCUGGAGCGGGCAUGACAUAUGGCUACGGAAACUUCAACGGAACGCAUAAUGUUAGUGGUAGCAACAAUGCGAAUAAUCUGCUUCCUAGUGGGGACAAUGCUGGAACAAACAACAAUAGCGGCAGUGCUGGCGCUAUAAACGGAGCAGCAAGUAGUGGCGCUAAUAAUAAUGGCGCUAACAACAGUGGUAGCAGUGGUACGAGCGGAAUGCACCUAACACCAGGAUUAGGAAAUAACAUGGGUAUGAACACAAAUGGAAAUGUCAUGUGUAUGAAUGGACCUUUGCAUAUGAACAAUGUAAGCGGGACGAAUGUAUCUCCGUUGUCGCAUCACCAUAUGAACCAAAUGAACAACGGCAUGACAACAGGAGGAGCAGGUGCUGCCAUGGGAACAAUGACCGCAGGAGGAGCAAUGCACAUGGGCACUAUGCAAAUGAAUCACAACAUGAUGGGUAAUACCAUGGAGGGGUUGGGUGGCCCAAUUGGCGGAGCAGCAGUUACGAAACAGCAGAAGAGAAAUAAUACAUACGGCGAAAGGGGCAUGAAUAGUGGAAGUGGAAGUAAUAAUAACAACAGCGGUAAAUCAGGUGCCCAUCGAGAUAGCAAAGGAGCAGGAGGAGGGUCGUCCGGUUUGACUUCAUAUGGCAAGCAGGACAGUAAGAAAGGAAACAAGUAUAGUGGUAGUGGAGCUGGAGGAAAUAAUAUGAACUCUAAUUUUAAUGCCCAUUCUGGGAACAACGCAAGUCAUGCCAUGGGCAGUGGAUCGAAAAAUGUGUAUGUCAGUGGUGGCAAGGGAGCAAAACAGGAAGCGCUGUACGGAAGGGACGAAAAUGGAAACGCCACAACAACAGCUACCCCUGGGGCCACUUCAUCCCAAGCGAGCAACAACUAUUGUGGAAAAGGAUCCACAGGCAAUAAUAAUAAUAACGCCGUUUUGUCCACAGGUUCAGCUAGCCAUAACACAAGCAGUAACAAUAAUAUGAGUGGUGGUUUGCAUCAGAAGGAGUCCGAUUUGUGUGGAGGCGCAAAUGACAAUUUAGACGAUACGAAUGGAAAUAAGCUUGCGCAAUAUGAUGGUAGCAUGAAUGAUGGGGGAAAGGGACCUUUUAAAGGAAAAGCAGGAGCUUAUAGUAACCUUAAUAACACAAGUAAUGCUAGGAACAAAGGCAGCAACAACAGUAGCAAUUCGAACAAUAUCAUGUCCAGUCACGCCCCUCUGUCCAGCAGCAACAAUGAAAACAUCACAUCAGGCGAAAAGAGAUUCUUUAAUAAGCAUGAAAAGAAUAAGGAAGAUUACAAAGGGGGCAAAAAUUACGGAAGUAAUAAAGUGAGUGAAGAAAAAGGGGCCUACAAUCACGUUGGAGUAGGAGGAGCUGCAGCAGGAUCCAAGAAGGAUGCAUCUAAGGAUAACAAUAAGGCAGGAACAAAAAAUGCUGAUGCGCAUGUGAAGAAGCCAUAUAACGAUAUGCUUGGACAUUCGAAUAGUGGCAAUAUGGGAAGUCAACAGCAACCGCUUGGCAGUAGCAGCAGCAACAACAACAAUAAGCAGCAACAGGGAAGCUACACAGGUAGUGGAAAGUACCAGAGCAAUGUUGAUAAGAUAGUAGGACACAUGAGGAAUGCUGAAGGAGGCAAAGGUGGAAAUGAAAAGAAAUUAAAAAAUGAAGAUGAUAAAAAGUUCAAGGAGAAGGAUAGUAACAUGGUGCUAGCAGGAUUUGCAGGAGCCACAAAGGGUGCGGCCACCAAAACAGGAUCCACCCUCACGGGAGGAACUGCAAGUAAUUUUACCGCCUCAAAUAUGAAUGAUCAGGGCCCACUUACAAAUAACGACAGUGUGAAUGGUAAGAAUGUGCCAGGUAUUGGAGGAAAUGAAGCAGGGGGAGUGAAUGGCCCCUACCCCAAUAACAACACGUACAACGGAAAUGCUAUGAACAAUAAAAAUGCAAGUUAUGCGAAUGCGAACAAUGCGAAAAAUUACGAUAAGAAAAAUACGGAGUUUUCUUCCUGGGUAAAGAUUGCUAAAAUGAACCCUAGUAAAAAGAAAGGAUAUAAAAACAGUUUGAACGGACAACAGGAGAGUGUAAGUAGUCAGGGUGCUACUGGGGGCGGUGUUGCUGGAGCAAGUUCCGUGGGGAAUGCUAAUUUGAAACACCACGAUGGUGGUAACGCAGAGAAGGGAAGCAGUGGUCAUCAUGGCAUGGGAAGCGCAGCUGGGGUUGGAGAUGGAAGCAACAACUCUUUUAACAAUGCAAAGGGUAGAGGACAUAAUAAUGAAAGUGCAGGAGGAGGGUAUUCGAAAGGAGACAGUUCCUCCAUCAACGGAGCGUUGCAUAUGGGGCAUGAAAAUGGAUCCCCGAGUAAUGCCCAAAGUAGCAGGGAUGGAAAGAAGAGAAAAGAGGAAGAAGAACAAAGAGGAGAGAGACACAAAGGAAUGAUGAGUAAAGUUAUGACCGGAAUGAACAACAGCAAUAGUCUUCUCCAUUAUAGCAAAUCCAGUAGAAAGGUCAGCGAAGACAAAAACGAUAGUAUAAUGAAUAAUAACGCAAAGAACAAGAAAUUGACCUCCUAUGGAAGCGGAAAAAAUAAUAGUUACCAUGAAAAAGAGAGUAUGAAGGAGAGGGGAGGCAAAAUGAAGUACGACAGUGUUGUUAGUAGCGGAGGAGUGAAGAAGGUCGAUAUGGUGAAUGAAAGAAAAGGAGGAGGUGGUGGAAGUGGUGGGGGCAAUGUUUUGAACACGUCUGGUAAUAUUUAUUCCUCUCACCGACAGAGAGAAAAAAUGAAAAUCCAAAAUGUCGAAAUUAAGCAGAUUAAUGAAAAGGUUGUGAAGCGAAGGAGUGAGGAUCGUAAAGAGGUGACGGAGAAAAAAGGAGGAGAGACCCAGGAACAUGCAAAAAGGGUUGGCGGUGCGGGUAGUAGCAGUAACAAACAUGCUGACAGGGAGGAGCAGUCAGAUGCAGGGAAGAAACAAGGAAAGGAGCAUGCGUAUGAGGGAAGAACAAAAGCGCCCUGUAACGGAGAAGUAAAAAAUGCUGAAUACGAAAAAGAAGUGGAUGAUGAGGAAGCCUCAGUAGCAGCAGGGGUUGGAAAAGACGAGGCCUACCAGAAUGAUAGCCUAAACGAGAAUAACGCACAUGCUGUGGGAGGUACCAAUGCACAUGGUAGUAACACCCAAUUGAAAAAGGAAGGCAGCUAUAAGUACGAAGAAGAGCCAAACGAGUACCACAGCCACGCGGAAAAUCAAAGUAUCAAUGUGAAUACCAGUGGCAGUGCUCAGGACAACUGUUCCGGCUCGACCUACUCGAACUCGAAGAACUCCGUGUGGGAUGGAAAAAUCUCCUUUGCGGAAAUGGCAAAGAGGAAGCCAAAGAAAGAAACCAAGGAACCAAGAGGAGCAGAUUCGAAGAACCCAAAAUCAGAAUCUUCUCACAACGAUAGGAAGAAUAUGCACCAGGGUUCAAAUCAUAAAGGAGAUAAAUCGUCCAAGAGGAGAGACCAACGUGGAAAGAGGUAUGACUCGAACAGCACUAUUCGCGACAAACCAUCAGGAACGACGGUGCAUCCCCGAGGAGGAGAAAAUAACGACCAGAAAAAUCACAAUGAUGGUAGCAACAGCACCAGCAGGGACAGUGUCCGGGGAAGUGCAAGCGAAAUGAGAAAGAGAAACGACUUGAAAGAACACAUGAAAAAAGGAUAUGAGGGUGGAAGCGCCACAUCCAACAUGAGGGGUUCCAGGCGACGCCCAGGAGGAGUUGUAGAAGAUACGCCACUAAAGGGUUACAGUAACAAGAGGGAAGAGAAAGAUAUGAUGGACCAGGCAAUGGUUGAUCAGAGUGGCACUCUGUCAGACGCAGAAGGAUCGAAUGACACCUAUCACAAAGUUGGAGUAGUGGCAACCGAGGGCGCAUUGCGGGAUGGCAUUAUGGAGCAAGAAAAGGUGGAAGCAGACGAAAUGAGCAAGGAUAAUGCAACUGUGGAGGAGGAAGGAGGUGAAGCUAUUGAAGAAGUCGAACAAGGUGAUGGUCACAUUGAGCCCUGUCCCGAUGCCGCUCCCCAAUCGGAUGGUGUACCACUAGACAAGGAAAGCUCCAAAAAAAUGUCUCACGGGGGUGCCGAAAGGAUGCUUAGUCCCCUUGCCCAGCAUGAUACACAACAUGCCAAUAUCAUGGAGGGAAAUAAAAACAUCGCAAGUAACACUAACGUAAAGGAUGCUAGUGGAAGAAUUAGCACCGAUGCCAAAUUUUCUCCCCCAGCAGAUGCAGACAUUUCUGUGCAUCCAACAGAUGAAUGGUCCGAGAAGGGUGUAAGGAAGCACGGCAUGAAAGAAGGAUCAGAAAAGCUAUUCCCAGAUGGAUUGUCGAAGGAAGGGGAAAUGAAAGUGGAAAAUGCAAAGGACGAUUUGAAGGUAGGAGCCUGUGAAGAACAGCGACAUGACAUCCACAUCGGAGAGGCGAAAAAGGCCCCCGUAAUAAGUAGUAGCGCUGGUGAUAAUUUUGCUGAAAAGGUGAGCGCGGAAGGAGAGCAAAAUAAUAGGUUUAGUGUCCUCAUGAAUGAUAAGGUGACGGAACCAAGUGCAGACGCAAAAUAUGUGCUCGCAGGUAGCAGCAGCCUUGCGGUGAAGAAUAAGGAAGAAUUGAAGAGUGUAAGUAAUGAAAAGGGAGUAGAAGGCAAGGCAGAAAAUGAAGGAACAGGAAAAUGUCUGGUGGAGGAAGAAACAAAAUCGGCUAUUACCAUGGACACGGAAGAAUCAGUGAAGGUAGCAAAGCCGGCGAACGAAGAUGUGGUGGUAGCAAAAAAUGAAAAGAACAAAACGGGUGUAAAGAAAAAGUAUGGCCUCUUUAGCGAUAUUAAGAAGUGGGCCAAGGGAAAACUGACCGAUGUGGCAGGAUCGGCAGAUGCCUCCCAGCGGGAGGACAAGAAGAGCAAGGGGGUGGAUGCAAAUAAGGAUGAUGUAACGAGUAAAGUUGAGGCCCCCAUUAAGGACAACCAGAAUGACACCAAGGUGGGAACCGCAGUUGAUAAGAGCGAGGUUCUGAAAAAGGCAGAAGAUGUGGUAGCAGCAAAUGUGGACGUGAAGGUGGAAGGAAUGAGCUGUGUCGCGGAUGCCGUGCCAACCACUUUGAGCAGCGAAAAGAAGGAUGAUAUGGCAACCAGUGGCGAAAAGGAACAAAUGAGUGGAAGCAAUGUGGUACCAGAGAACGUAGAGGCCAAGGGCAAAGCUGAUGGGCUGCUAGACUCAUUAGAAAAAAGAGCAGAUGAAAUGGAAGUAGAAAAAACAGAUGAAAAGGUGGAAGUGAAAAAUGAGAAAGAUCAUGAAGAGUCAGAAAUGGAAAAAGAGAAACAACGAUUGAAACAAAUAAAGCUAGAGAAAAUGGCCAAGAGUAAAAUAUACUCUAAAAUUGAUUUGCUCGAAAUUUUUGUAGGAAAUAAAUGGAACACAGGAGAGGAAAGAUUCAAUUUUAUGUUGUCGUAUAAUCCUGAUGUGGACUGCCAUAGAAUUGGUAGCAGUACCAUGGUGGGUUCUUGUAACAUAAAUCAUAUGGACACAAAUGGAAUGCAAAUGCAUGCGAAUAAUCACAUGGGUGGUACUGUGCAUGCUCACGAGGGAAAAAAUAUUAUAUACAGUAAGAGGUAUAUGAAUAUGAUGGCUGGAGUCUCUGCUGGUGGAAGCGGAGGUGGUAUGGGUAAUAACUACAUGGGUGGAAAUAAUAAUCAUAGCAAUAAUAGUGGCAAGCCAUUUGGAAUGAACGCCGGUGGUGGAGGAAAGAACAAUGAUGAUGUGUGGAGAUAUGGGCAAGGCGGUAAGAACGCCAUGAACAAUGGUAUGCACUUUUCAAACGGUGGAGUUAAUAUGGGCAUGAAUUUUGGUGACAUGAGUCACAGUGGUGGAGGUAACAACAUGAUCGGAUCUGUAGGUAAAGGGGUUAUGGGAUCAGGAAGCGGCCCCAUGGAUGCACACAAUGCAGGUAGCGGUGUGUUAGGAAAAAUGGGCCAGGCAAAUUUAGAAUGGAGAAAAAAUGACGGAGAUAAAUUGAAAGGAUUCUUUGAUUCUACACGUGCUGUUGAAUCACCAGAUGCAUGGAGACAUAACAACAACAGCGGAGGAGGAACGAAAUCUGUGGCAGAAAAUUCCUGGCUCGUGAAACAAAGUCAAUUGAAAGCGGACAAGUACACUUGUAUGAUGAGGAAGUUGAGGGGUAUACUUAACAAAUUGACGUUCGAAAAAUUUGACCUCCUGUAUGAACAAAUAAUCCUAGUAGGAAUAACAAAGUUAGAAGAAAUUAUAGGUUUAAUGAAAUUAGUUUUCGAGAAAGCAGUGACACAGCAUCACUUUGUACAAAUGUAUGUCCAGCUGUGUAAAAAAUUAAACGUGCACUUCCAAAACAUGAAGUUGGAAGACGAUAGCAUUGUUCAAUUUAAAAAGAUUUUAAUUAACCAGUGCCAAGACUCAUUUGAGAAUAAUCUCAAGCCCAUUGAAUACCCAAGCAACUUAACCAAUGAAGAGGAAAGAUUUGAAUUUGAACAGAUGCACAAAAAUAAGGUUAGAGGAAAUAUGCUCUUUGUAGGAGAGCUAGUCAAAUCAGGAAUCAUUUCCAUACCCAUUGUCUUUGUUUGUAUAAAGCAGUUGUUGGAGAAGAGGGAGAGUUACAUUUCUGCUAAAAAUGACACCAAUGAAGGAAACCUACAUUUGGAAGCUCUAUGUAUGUUUUUGAACACCGUGGGAGAAAUACUUGAUACACAUGAAAAAGCGAAUCAGGAAAAAGUGAAGGAGUUGUAUAAUACUCUUCAUGCGUUAAUAAAUGAUGAAAGCAUUACUUUCCGUGUGAGAUGUCUCAUUAAGGAUGUUAUUGACAAUAGAAAUGAAAAAUGGAACAAGAAAUUUGCUCAUAAGUUAGAGGGACCCACCACACUCAGUGUAUUACACGAUAAAAUAUUAAAAGAAUCCAUGGACCAAAGUAACAGAAGCUUCAAUAGCAGCAGUAAUAUGGGUAACUAUCACGACAGCAAGAUGAACAGCAGCUUGAGUAACAUGAGGAACAAUCUCCUUCGUAAUGUCAAUUUUAAUGUGAACAAUAGUAGUAAUAGUGGCGGGGGUUCGAACAUCGGAGGUAGUGGACUUGGCGGUAACAAUAGCACCAAUGCCGGGUUUAGCAUGAUGAAUAUGAGGAACAACCUCGGUGGAGGAAUGAAAAAUAUGGACGCUAAUAAAAAUAUGAAGAAGCUAUCCCUAAAUCUGAUGAAGGCAAAAAAUACCACUACGUCAAAAAUGAUGGGUGAUGAUAUGAUGAAAGGUGUAUUGGGGGCAAGCCAAGAAGGAACCAAGGCUAGUGGUGGCAGCGUCUUCGAUAUGAUGUCGAAGAAUCAUUUCGCCUUCAAGAGUAGCCAACAGCCCUUUAUGAACAACGAAAGUGGUAAUAGCGGUAGUGUGGCGAAUAAUAGUACUAGUAAUGGGAAUAGCGGAGCAGGAGGAAGCGCCUUCUUUAGCAGCCUGAAUUCGAGGUUCCCGGGCAAGGAGAAGAGCAGCAACAAUAGUGGCAGCGCCAAUGAGGGAAAAUUCUUCAUGAGAAAUUUUAAUUUGAAGAAAAGCGGCACGGCAGGUAGCGCUGGAAAUGAUGCCAUGGGCAAAACGGAAGAGCAGCCCAAUGACGCCUCCACCUCCGCGAUUGGAGCGUCUGCCGUAGAAAACGUCAGUGCAGGGGAAAGAGGCUCCCUGAAUGACGGCGCAGAAAAGAGCGAUCAAGUGAGUGGAACACCCAACGCAGGGUCAAGUGGCGCAAAUGAAGACUACGCCUUUACUGAAGAGUACCUCCCCAAGGUGAACGAAAUAUUGGAGUUGUCCACUAUCACAGGAUCAGACGAAUGGGAAACCCUAACCAAGAAAAUCGAAAACUUAAAUGUCCCCCCCAAAUUUAAUGAAAAACUACAAGCCAAUAUUUUGAAGCUUACCCUUAAGAAAUACGCAUGCAACAAAAAUGUGGAAAAAAGUGCAGAAUAUUUUAACUGGCUCAUCUCAAUUGUCCUGUUGAAUAAAAUUGACUUGGAAUCCUUUAAGCAAUGCUGGAAGGCCUUCAUGUUGGAGAAUGACGAGAACAGCUAUGAGUGCACCAAGGAGGACUACCCCCUCUUGCCUUUCCUCGCUAAGAAUUUCAUCAAGGCGAUUGAACUGCAUGACACCAACCACCUACUCUACGAUGCGGCCACCAUUGACGAAAUGAAGAGCGUCAUCUGA
Plasmodium fragile is the source of this 11190-nucleotide messenger RNA. RefSeq lists its product as uncharacterized. Gene Ontology annotation, molecular function: translation initiation factor activity; protein binding; mRNA binding. The transcript has a single exon. NCBI's taxonomy places the organism in Eukaryota, Apicomplexa, Aconoidasida, Haemosporida, Plasmodiidae. Gene Ontology annotation, cellular component: eukaryotic translation initiation factor 4F complex. The record is from RefSeq and is a predicted model, not a curated record. Bases 1 to 11190 code for a protein of 3729 amino acids.